AUGGCCGACCAAAUCAGAGGAAAACCGCAGCUGUUACCUGAUGACGAGGUGCCUCCUCUCACCCAUGUCAUCCCAACCAUUUUCGUCCCGCUCCAAGAUGAUCUCUUGAAGCCGAUAGAGCCGGCCAAAGACAGAGUCGAGCGCAUGCAGCGGAUGAAGGCAAGCCUCGACGCCAACGAGAUGAAAGUGCGAGACAACAUCAACUGGUUCUACGAGCGCGAGGCGCGGCGACAUGUGACGGAGGCCCAAAAGUCCGGCGUGCUCUCCCAACCGCGUCAAACGGCUACCUUGACCUGGGAGGAGGCAGACCGGCACCUUGCGAACAUUUCAGCAGCACCGGCGAACCCCAACGUCUCCUAUCACCUACCACCAGAGAAGAUCGCCGAGUUCCAGCGCUACGACCAACAGAAUGCUGGGCAGCUGCCCCCGGACGGUCUGUCUCCCCAUGAGAGACUGGCUCGGGAGGUGCUCGCCAUAGCCCACCGUGGAGUCAGAGAUAUGGAGGAGUACAGCGCGUGCCAUAUCAAAGGAAUUCGCGAUCAACUCGACAACAGCAUCGCGAGGGAGAAGCGGGCGCAUGACUGGGCAUAG
This is a messenger RNA of Diaporthe citri, 591 nucleotides long. RefSeq lists its product as uncharacterized. The record is from RefSeq and is a predicted model, not a curated record. The transcript has a single exon. NCBI's taxonomy places the organism in Eukaryota, Fungi, Ascomycota, Sordariomycetes, Diaporthales, Diaporthaceae. The coding region runs from base 1 to 591 and encodes 196 amino acids.